Messenger RNA from Lodderomyces pseudojiufengensis, 2799 nucleotides. RefSeq lists its product as uncharacterized. NCBI's taxonomy places the organism in Eukaryota, Fungi, Ascomycota, Pichiomycetes, Serinales, Debaryomycetaceae. The record is from RefSeq and is a predicted model, not a curated record. Bases 1 to 2799 code for a protein of 932 amino acids. The transcript has a single exon.
AUGAAGUUUAUUCAAUUAGCCCUUGGGUUAUUAACUUCAUUAUCAAUUGUUAAAGCAUUAGAUUAUAAUUUCAAAAUUUUAGUAACAGAUUAUGAAAAUUAUGGAUUUUCAUUUUAUUUAAAUUCAAAUUCUCAAUUAACUUCAACUGAUUCAAAUUCAAGAUUCAAAUUUACAGAAGAUUUAAUUUUAUCAUUAAAUGAUGAUUCAAAUAAAGUUAUUUCUGAUACUAUUGAAAAUUCCAUAUUAAAUAUUAUUGAAACAAAUGAUUCAUCAGAAUUAUCAAAUUGGAUUAUAUUAGAAAAUGAUUUAUUAAGUUUUUCAAAAGAUUUAUAUAUAUGUGGUAAUUCAGAACCUUAUUAUUUUGAUACUAUUAAAAAUGAUAAUUGUUAUGAUUUUAGUGGAACUAUAGCUCGUGUUGAUUUAAAAUUAAAUGAAGAAGAAAUUAUUACUGAAUCAAUUGUUUCAGAAGUUCCAGUUGUACCAAUUACUUUUUCAGAAAUUCCUACCGAACCAGUAACUUCAGAAAUUCCAAUUGAACCAAUUACUUCAGAAAUUCCUACCGAACCAGUAACUUCAGAAAUUCCUACCGAACCAGUAACUUCAGAAAAUCCAAUUCAACCAAUAACUCCUUCAGAUUUCAUAAGCCCUACAGUUCCAGCUAGUCCAUCAGAUGUAACCACAUCAUCUGACUCAGGGCCACUUAGUCCAACAGAAUCUGAUACAGAAUUCAUAAUUCCAACUGAUUUAGUUGAUCCAUCAGAACCAUUUUUAAUUAAUGUCGUAAUUAGCAAUGAAGUACAAUUAACUUAUAAAUCAAAUGGAUCUCAUAUAAUAUUUGGAGAAAAUGCAGAUGGAGUUGAUGCAGUUUUUACUAUUGAUUCUGGAUAUUUAACUGUAAAUGGUCAAUAUAUUGUUAUUGCUCCUAAUUUAGAAUUUAGGAUAAUAGGAAGUAUUACAAAUGCAACUUAUGGAUUCAGUUUGAUUGAUAAUGUAUUAUAUCACGAUAACGCUUAUCUUCCAUCUGGUACUCCACUUUUUAAACGUUCCGAACCAGUUAAAAGGGAAGUUGUUCCAGCUGAACUUAGAGGUUGUCUUGAUAAUUCAGGGAAUCGUUUUGUUAGUAUCGGUAAUCAAGGUUGUGACUUAUUUGAAGUUUAUUAUUCUCAACUUUCAAUUGAACCAAUCAUUACAGAAAGUCCAGUUGUACCAAUUUUUUCAGAAACUAUUGUUGAACCAAUCUCAACGGAAACUUUUAUCGAGUCAAUUACUUCAUCUCAAGAAUCUAUAGAAUCAGAAGAACCAAUUCAAACAGAAGAACCAAUUGAACCAGAAGAGUCAAUUACAACAGGAGAACCAACAGUAUCAGAAACAUCAUUAAAUCCAGAAGAUACAGCAGAUUCAGGAGAACCAAUCAAUACCGAGAUUAUUUCAGUUGAAACAGAAAUUCCAACUACUUCGAUAGAUCCAACAAAGCCAUUUGCACUUUAUUUUAUAUUUGAUGGUGAAUCUCAUCGUGUUCAAACUAAUUCUUCUCAUCUUACUGUCUUAAACUUAAUUAAUGGAGUCGACGCUGAAUUUACUAUUGAAGAUGGUUACUUGAGUGCUAAUGAUCAAUAUGUGGCUAUUGCCGAAGCAGGUUUAUUAAAAACAUUCAAUGAUAUAUUUGAUGGUACUUUUGGAUGGACUAUAAUUGAUAAUAUUAUUUAUCAUGAUGAUUCUUACAUUCCAUCAAUUGUUAAACGUUCUAAUUUUGGUAAACGUGAACUUGUUCCAGUUACUUUCUCAAUUUGUGAAGCAGAAUCAGGUUAUGUUGUAUAUUUAGGUGAAAAUUAUCGUUGUAUUACUGUUGAAUAUUUACUUGAACAAUUAUCAAUUGAUCCAGUUGUUACAUCCCAACUAACUGAAGAAUCAAUUAUAUCCACUGAAACUAUUUCACCUGAGGAACCUAUUGAAACUAUUAUUAACACUGCUGAAGCUACUGGAACUGAAGCUAUAGAACCAAUUGAAACAAGUGUUGGUAUUUUAUCUACUGCUACUCAAACUAGUGAAGUAUUGGUUACAAUUACUAGUUGUAACGAAGCUAAUGUAUGUACUGAAGUUAUUGAAACAUCAUCAAUUGAAGCAUCUGCAAUUAUUACUGAUGAACCAAUUUCAUAUGUUACUCAAACCAGUGAAGUUUUAGUUACAAUUACUAGUUGUGAUGGUAAAAGUGUAUGUACUGAAAUAAUCGAAACUUCUACUUCAGAAUUAAUUGUUCCAACAUCAAUUGAAAAUGAAUUAACUACUUAUACUGAUGAAACUACAAUAACACUUACUAUAUGUGAUGCUGCUCAAUGUACUGAAUCUAUUAAAAUUCAAAAAACUAUUAUAACUACUUAUUGUCCAUUAUCAUAUACUACUGAAACUAUUGUUAUACCAUGUACUACUGAUGUUACUUAUACUUAUAAUGAAUGUUCAAAUGAAACUGAUUGUGAUGAUUAUACUACUGAAAUUGAAACUACAACAUAUACGACUAUAACAAUUACUAGUUAUUUAGUUGUUACUGAAGAAGGAUCAAGUACAGAUUCAACUUCAAUUGCUGGAGUUUCAAGUGAUGUUACAAAUGAUGUUCCUGAAGCUAUUCAAACAUCUCAAGAUUCUCCUAAAUUAGAUUCAACUUCUCAAGUUGGUACUCCAAUUGGUAUUGAUAUUUCACAAGUUACAAUUCCAUCUGAUUUGAUUAAUUCUGGUGUUAUGAAUAAAGUUGGAUAUAAUUUAAUAAUUUCAUUUUUGGCUAUUAUGUUACCAAUUAUUUUUUAG